AUGUCUGCUGAAGGAAGCAUCAUGGAUGCCUACUUUCGGGCGCCUCCCAUCUCAAGGUCCCUGGCUACUGCUGCUUUUACCCUCUCCAUCGCUAUCUACAUGGGCGUCGUCUCGGGUGGUCCGUUCAUCUUCGCGCCGUACUAUAUAUUCAAAUUUCCACCGGAGAUAUGGCGCUUCGUGACGGCCUUUCUCAUCACUGGUCCUAAUAUGGGCCUGCUGUUUGACUCAUACUUUCUCUACCAGUAUCUCAGCCAGCUCGAGGUUGGAAACCCAAGGUUUCCCCGCAAGGAGGACUUUGUCUGGUACCUCAUGUUUGUCAGCGGCGUCAUCGUGACAAUCAACUACAUAUUUAGUCUCCCGUUUGUAAUGUUUCUGCCCGCCCUCGUCGUGGCCUUGUGCUACACUGCCACUCAGGACCAAAGGGGCAUGAAGACCAACUUCUACUUUAUCUCCAUCCCUGCGCAGUUGACGCCCUACUGCAUGAUCCUCAUCAAUCUCGUCUUCCCCGGCGCUGCUAUGACCAUGCUUCUCCAGGUACAGGGUCUCCUGGCCGCCCACCUAUUCAAUUUCCUCACCAAUAUAUGGCCCCAGUUCGGCGGCACAGGGAAGAGCCUCCUCCCCACCCCUCCCUUCCUCACCAAGGUGGUCGAUAGCGUUCGUGGAGCUAGCGAGACUAUCGGAGGCGUAGCGUCGAGAGCUGUCUCUGGCGAGUCAGCAGCCCGGUCGACUGGGCAGGCCACUGGGGCUUUUUCAGGGCCGCUGCCCGCUUCGUGGCGCUCAAGAGGGCCUGGCCGUCGCCUGGGCUGA
Molecule: messenger RNA, 807 nt
Organism: Geosmithia morbida
Lineage: Eukaryota; Fungi; Ascomycota; Sordariomycetes; Hypocreales; Bionectriaceae
Exons: 3
Coding region: 1-807 (268 amino acids)
Biological process (GO): endoplasmic reticulum unfolded protein response
Cellular component (GO): endoplasmic reticulum membrane; Hrd1p ubiquitin ligase ERAD-L complex
Molecular function (GO): ubiquitin-specific protease binding; misfolded protein binding
Source: RefSeq, a predicted model, not a curated record